UCGAGGAUCAAGCUUUAUUAGUUUCCCAUUUCCUCACUCCUCAUUCCCUCUCCGCUUGACUGCUUGUCUGUUUUCAUCUCUGAAAUAGCAAACACUGACUUACAAAUGUCUGCCAAAUCCCCCAUCUUCCCAAUGCCAGAGCCCCAGCACUUCAGUGACUAUGGUUUUGACCCACAAAUUGAUUAUUUUCAGGUACUGGAAGAAGCUAUGAAGCACAAGCGCGAGACAGCAAGGUCCAUAGACUCCAUACACUUCAAGCUGCAGAAGCCUAUUUCUAAGGACGACUCCGGCAAGAUUCACAAGCCCAAGAGGAAGCGCUGGUGGAAAAGUGCUCUGCUCUUCUUCAAAUGGAGGCGCACCCACCACAGCAACUGCCCUCGUCAUCAACGAGACGUGGAUGACGACGUUCACCGAGCCAGGGCUCGUGCUUUCAGGGCCUCCAUGUCAGGACCCGUGUACUUGACGGAGAGCAGAAGCGGGUCGUCCACACCGUACCGGACCACUAGCCGGCCGUCUUCGGGUCCGCUGGCCAAGGGCGAGCCGGAUAUACCUUACCUGAGUCUCCGGCAACUCACGAUGGAGCAGCAUCAGUUGCAGCAACAAAGGAUGUCUACCUCAGGCAUGCCCCUAUACUUGGUCACCUGAGCAGCCGCUUAACACUUUCUAACGAUGUUGUUUAACCGUGUCUACAACCACUAAUUGUAGCUAAGCCAUUGCGGGGAAAUGGACUGUAAGGCGGGUAGGUUUGAAUUUAUGAUGCGGGCCGUGACUUAAUUCUCCAUUCGUUUUUUAUUCUUAAUUUCGAGUUAUUUUUUCCAUCCACUGGGGAAUGGACGGAACCUCCCUGUGGGAUUUCAGUGUUGGGUACUUGAAUUUCUUUUGAGUAAAGAAAUGCUAGCAAUAUCUGUUGCUUUCUGAUCAAAGUCUAGUAAUGAGUAUGAAAAAGGGGAGAAAAUAUAUUUUUGGGAAUGGGAAAGCCGAAAGGGAUGAAUUGGAAGGAGGACGGAGAAGACAAAGAAGGAGCGUCAGGGAUUGAAGAGUGGGAGACCCAUCCCGACGGCGACUUUUGAAGAUGACAGGGUGAAAGCGUAAAAAGGGGGGCGAUGCAUUUCACAGGGAGGCGUGAAUGCAGAAGCAAGAUUAGUGGAGGUGGACUGCUGGAUUUCAGAGGCGGAGUCCCUAAACAGUAAACGCAACACGCCAAGGACCGGUCGCAAGCACAGGCCUUGUGGUUCGAAGUGCUAUGUGGGCCAACUUUACUAUCAAUACAGUAGAAAGUACAGUAGAU
Molecule: messenger RNA, 1288 nt
Organism: Neltuma alba
Lineage: Eukaryota; Viridiplantae; Streptophyta; Magnoliopsida; Fabales; Fabaceae
Exons: 2
Coding region: 106-645 (179 amino acids)
Source: RefSeq, a predicted model, not a curated record